Drosophila serrata is the source of this 1192-nucleotide messenger RNA. It is a transcript of the gene Cyp1, whose product is annotated as Cyclophilin 1. NCBI's taxonomy places the organism in Eukaryota, Metazoa, Arthropoda, Insecta, Diptera, Drosophilidae. The record is from RefSeq and is a predicted model, not a curated record. Gene Ontology annotation, molecular function: peptidyl-prolyl cis-trans isomerase activity; cyclosporin A binding. Gene Ontology annotation, biological process: protein folding; protein peptidyl-prolyl isomerization. Gene Ontology annotation, cellular component: cytoplasm.
ACGUUGUCAUACACGAUGGUCUUUUUCGGUGCAACUCUGAUUCGCCACUUUCGGCACAACUCGUCAGCGGCAUUUCACAUUGCGGAGUCCGCCAUUUUAACAAGAAAAUCUAUAACCCUAGCUUCGUCAGCAAGCGGUGUGAACAGAGGUCAGUUGCAAUUUGGAAUUCAGCUUGUUCGCGAAUAUUCGAGAGCGUCGAAGAUGAGUACUUUGCCUAGGGUAUUUUUCGAUAUGACCGCCGAUGGCGAGCCCCUCGGUAGGAUAACCAUGGAGCUGCGCUCCGAUGUUGUGCCUAAGACCGCCGAGAACUUCCGGGCUCUGUGCACCGGCGAGAAGGGAUUCGGCUACAAGGGCUCCAUUUUCCACCGCGUCAUCCCCAACUUCAUGUGCCAGGGCGGCGAUUUCACCAACCACAACGGCACUGGCGGCAAGUCCAUCUAUGGCAACAAGUUCCCCGAUGAGAACUUCCAGCUGAAGCACACCGGCUCCGGCAUCCUGUCGAUGGCCAAUGCGGGCGCCAACACCAACGGCUCGCAGUUCUUCAUUUGCACCGUGAAGACCGCCUGGUUGGACAACAAGCACGUUGUCUUCGGUGAGGUUGUCGAGGGUCUGGAUGUGGUCAAGAAGAUCGAAUCGUAUGGCUCUCAGUCUGGCAAGACCUCCAAGAAGAUCAUGGUGGCCAACAGUGGCUCUCUCUAAGCGCGAUGAUGGCGAUUCAUGCAACAAGCGUAAUGUUAAGGCGAAAAAAAAGAAGAAAAACCAUUUUGCAUUUGCAACUCUUUUUCCCAACAAUGAUUUUUUUUUACAAAUUACUGUAAUCUUACGAAAUACAAUACAAAAUAUUUUCAAUAGAGACAGAGACAUGUUUGAAUAUAUUAUAUUCCUCCCAUUCUGGGUUUCUGGCCGAUGAUAAAUCAAUUGUAUAUGGGGGCCAAAAUUCCAUAAAAUGAAAUUAAAGAAAAGAAGCAAAGCCUGCAAGCAGGUUAGGAGAGUGAAAGUGAAUUCAAACUUGUAACGUCCACAUUCCCACUAAGCAGCAGCGUUAGAUCCAUUGCGUUUGAAAUUAACCCAUAUAGCGUUGUUUCCCCUAAGCGUUAAUUACCAACAUAAUGUUCUAUAACAAUGUUCUACGAUAUGUACCGGAAUCGGAAUUGUAUUUUCGUCUUAAUAAAGAAAAGUGAAUAAACGGAAA